GCACAUAUCUCAGUCAAGUCAGUGCGGUACUACUCUCUCCUCGGGAGGAGCGAGCACCUUUUGCAUUGUGUGUGUGAGUGUGCGAUAGGAGUGAACUUCGGCUAUGGAUCCGCCGCAUGGCUUCGGCAUUUGGAUGCUUUGCAUUCUCAGCGGAUGGCCCGGUGGUCCUCCAGGCCGUCUGCUCAAUGGAGACGCGUGGGUCCAGAUUGCUCCUGUGCAAAAAGGAAGCGGCGUCUGCCAAGACAUCAGGCCCGGCAUAGACAUCACCUUUCACUUGUACCGCUUUUACGAUGGACAUGACGCAGAAGACUACAAAAUACUCAUCACGUACGACAAAGAAAACUUGACCGCCGCAGGCAUCAACCCCGAUUACCCGACCGUAUUCUACGCCCAUGGCUAUUUGGCCGGGCCCGAUUCCAUCGAGUCGAGGACCAUCAGGAGAGCCUACGCCGCCAGAGGUGGUUACAAUUUCGUCACAGUCGGAUGGAGACCACUCGCAGGCGGUCCGUUCUACCACUCGGCCGUGGAAAAUGUGGGCCCCCUGGGCUAUCAGAUCGCGCAGAUGCUCGACUUCAUGGAGAAAAACGCUGGGCCUCUGAAGGACCUGCACUUGAUUGGGAACAACCUGGGUGCCCACGCGAUGGGGGUGGCAGCCAGAAGGACCUACGUCGUCAGAGUGCCCAGAAUAACAGGUUUCGACCCAGCGAUGGCAAAUAUUUCAAACUUCCCCUUAGAGCAGCGGCUAGAUCCAGGAGACGCGUAUUUUGUGGACGUAAUCGACACCGACAGCCCAUCAGAAAAGAGGCCGCACGACUUUGGGCACGCCAAUUUCUACAUCAGCAGAGCAAAGCCAACUAAGUGUCAUGUGCCCAGAAUUCUGCGCUUCCCUUCUAACUACUACCGCAGAGCUUUCUGCGGCCACGGACGUGCCUUCGAGGUGUACGCCCGCAGCGUGCUGCACGAAAACGCGUUUCCCGCGAUGCACUGUGCUAGCUACACCGCCUUCAGACAGGGUUUGUGUCGCGAUCCAUCAGAAGCUGUGCCCAUGGGAUUCAAGGCGCCGAACAGCGCCCGAGGCAACUACUUUCUUUUUAACGAGAAGCAACUGUUUGGCCUGGGAAACGCGCUGGGAGCUCAACAAACAUCAAAUCAGAUUGGCCUGCGCCGCUCCGCGCCGCCGACGUCAGCUUCCACCAAUGGAUACCUCGUGAAGCAAAUUCAAGACUUUCUUGGCUUUCAACGCGCGUGAGCUCAGGGAUCAAUUUAAUUGCUUUUUAAAAACAAGCAAUUCGAGAGGCGAAAACUGCGUUUAUUAACAGGCCUAUUAAUUUUGUAUUUAUUUAUCACUUUUCAAAAUGCAGUCUUUCCGUAUGAGUAAACUGCGUUUAUGAAUAUCAAUUAAUAUCUCAUAUCUGCUGCUGACGUUUGACCCCAGCGAACGCGCUAUCCCGUGCCAAAUGGUGGAGUGUGAAGCCCGUCUGGCAAAUUUAUCAGAUGCAGACUGCUGUGACAAAUUAUUGUGUGAUGCUGUUUGCGAGGCAGAUGCUGUGAAUGGCGCUAAAAUUAUUCAUCAGCAUCAGCAGCUAUAGCUUUUAACUUGAUAUACAUUCAAACGUGCUGAGCCCUUUCUAAAUAUAUGCACGAGAAAUGCUCCGAGUAAACAUAAACAUUUGGCUGCAUGUGUACUUCUGGGCUGGCAAAUGUACAUUUAUAUGUGGAUAUGUGUGUGGUUUGUUAUUCCGCUGGCAAAUUCUUGUUCGUUUUAGCAGCUCCGUGCUAAUGCAAUGCAUCAUUGUGUAUUUUACCAUCAACAUGGACAUUCAGCGAACCAAAAUUAGCCUUUGUGUGAGAGGUAGAAAGGUAGUUUAUGUUUUGUAAUUGCCAUUGCGAGUGCUAUUUGUUGUACCUCUGCAAAAUAAACAUGUUUUGAUGAAAA
This is a messenger RNA of Cloeon dipterum, 1936 nucleotides long. RefSeq names its product pancreatic lipase-related protein 2-like. The record is from RefSeq and is a predicted model, not a curated record. Gene Ontology annotation, biological process: lipid catabolic process. Gene Ontology annotation, molecular function: lipase activity. The coding region runs from base 104 to 1249 and encodes 381 amino acids. The transcript is spliced from 8 exons. Lineage: Eukaryota; Metazoa; Arthropoda; Insecta; Ephemeroptera; Baetidae.